GAUCAAUCAUGGAAAUAAAAGUGCUGAAACCAUGUUGGCUCACUAUUUAAGAAGAAGAUGGAGAACAAGCUAUUGGAUGGUGCAGGUAUAGCCGACUAGUGCUAGUAUCGCUACCUAGCAAGACAAAUAAAUUACAAAUAGAAAGUAGCGAUUUAUAAUAUUGUCCAAAAUAAUAUUGUGAUAUGUAACUAUAUCGAUUUAUUUUUUAUUAUUAUUUUAUUUUAUUUUUUGUAGUAAUAUGGAUUUAAGGACUGAAACAUGGUUCAAAGUCAUCUGGAGGGUUCUGUUUUGGAUUUAUUGCUGCAACCAGUUGGUUUUCAGGGGAUUUGAUCUCCAUUGUUGUUCUUGAUUGUCCACAACCUAAAGGGGGCCCAUGGAAGAUUAAAAAGAGACACUGAUGUUCUGCUGCUACCCAGACAAACAAUACCGUCUUGGACCUUUACAGCAUGGAGAUGUCUGCCACCUGACCCUCCACUGACAAACUACAUUGUUUGAUCUUGGACUCCAGCAGCUUUGAUUAUUUUUGUGUUCACUUUCUACUGCUAAAACCCAGAACCAGAUCAGACCAGUGAAACAGGACAGCAGAGGGGGGGGAGGUGGGCGUGGCAUGGCGGAGCACGGCGAGCUGCUCGGUGAGAUGGCCACGAUUGGGCGUCUUAGCGCCACGGAGCGCUUGAAGCACGCCCAGAAGCGGCGUGCCCAGCAGCUGAAGGGCUGGGCCCAGAUGGACAAGGACAUGGCCCGCGGCGGGGGCAAGGCCGGCCAGAAGGGCGACAAAAAGGGGCGCACGCGCAGGGUGGUUUUCCCCAACAACAUCACCCUGCUGGAGGCUGCAGCGCGCAAUGACCUGGAGGAGGUGAGGGAGCUUCUGAAUGGUGGAGUCAGUCCAGAUCUGUACAACGAGGACGGACUCACUGCCCUGCACCAGUGCUGCAUUGAUGACUUUGUGGCGGUGGUACAGUGUCUGUUGGACGCUGGGGCCAGUGUGAACGCCUGUGACAGUGAGCUGUGGACGCCGCUCCACGCCGCUGCCACCUGUGGACACACCGGCCUGGUGCAGCUCCUGGUGCAGUCUGGAGCAGAGCUGCUGGCUGUCAACGCUGAUGGCAACAUGCCCUAUGACCUUUGUGAGGACGAGGCCACACUGGAGCUGCUAGAGAUGGUCAUGGCAGAGCAGGGUAUAACCCAGGACCGUAUAAACCAGUGUCGUGGGGCUAAGGAGAUGGAAAUGCUGACGGACAUUCAAGUGCUGGUCCAGAGUGGAGCGGACUUGAACACUCAGGAUGACAACGGGGCCACACUGCUGCACAUAGCGGCGGCUAACGGCUACUUAUCGGUGGGGGAACUGCUACUGGAGCACAGGGCCAAUGUGGAGCAGCAGGACAUGGACGGCUGGACAGCACUCCACGCCGCCUCCUGCUGGGGACAGAUCCUAAUGGUGGAGCUGCUGGUGGCUCAUGGGGCCAGUCUCAACACCAAGUCUGUCCUGGAAGAGACGCCGCUGGAUGUGUGUGCGGACGAGGAGGUGAGAGCCAAGCUGAUGGAGUUGAAGCACAAACACGACACCAUCAUGAAGAGUCAUGACCGACACAAGGGCACCUUGCAGAGACGAGCCUCCAGCACUGGCAGCAGAGGUAAGGUGGUGCGGCGUGUGAGUGUCAACGAGCGUUCCAGCCUGUACCGGCGGGAGCACCACAAGGAGGCCAUGGUGUGGCAGGAGAGAGGCCGGCAGGCCGAGCCGCAGGACAACGAUGAGGACAGACAGACGGACAACGAGCUCCACCAGCAUGCUGCCAUGGCUGCAGGUGCCAUGUCGAGGCCGGAGAAUGAGGAGGGAGCGGAGAGGAAGUCUAGUCUGGGGAACGGUGGGACGCCCCUGGCCCUCUCGGCGUCCGUCCCGGGGGUGCAGUGGAGUGGAGGCCCGAUGGACCGCAGUGCUUCCUACCAGCUGAACCAUGCCUCAGGGUCUGGGUCUGGGGAGGGAAGGGACAGCAUGACCCAGGAGAAAUCCCACCAGACUCUAGCGGACCUGAAACGCCAGCGGGCCGCAGCCAAGCUCAACAAGUGCCCCGCCCUACCUCUGCCCCCUCCCUCAGAGGAGGAGCCCCCCUCUCCCGCCCCACUGCAGGAGGUGACCCCCUCCCGAGCCGCCCAGGAGACCCCCAGCACAGAGGAGGUGGCCUUUCCCAGCUCUGUGUACUUCACUCCAGCCAGCGGGGACCCGCCCCUGCUCAAACUACGAGCCCCAGAGGAGGACACCUCCAACAACACCAAGGAGCCCUGCUGCAGAAUCAUGUAGAGCCACACAAACACUCCUAAGCACCCACUGCCUGACUGGGAAUGAAAGUGGGCGAUAUGUAACACUCCUAUGUGGCAAACCGAUUUCAAAUCAAAACACCGGUGACAACCAGAUAUACUUUUAAGGAUUCAUUGCAGUUUGAUUCAUUCUAAGCUUAUUAUUUGAUUCCAGCGUUAAGCGCCUACUUCCAAUAAUGAUAUGCUGUUGAAUGUUUGGUCCAAACUCCAUUUUAGUAAAUGUAGUAAUACAUUUAUCUUCUUGCACAGAUUUUAUUUUCAACUCUCCUUCCUGAAAAAUCUAAAACAAGAUUUAUGUAAUGGAGAGAAUGUAAUACAUUUCCAAUAUAUGAGCACCUAACAUAACGCUCCUAACGUUCCUCAUUGCUCCUCUGUUGAGGAGGGUGUGGCCAGAGCCGUAUAUUUACAUAUGGAUAUUGCUCUGAGUCUAUUUGGACCUCAAGGAGACCUUAUAUUAAUUAAUUAAUUAAUUUUAUUAAUUAAUUGGUCAUUUAGCAGACGCUCUUAUCCAGAGCGACUUAC
Messenger RNA from Coregonus clupeaformis (lake whitefish), 2838 nucleotides. RefSeq names its product protein phosphatase 1 regulatory subunit 16A. The transcript has 10 exons. Gene Ontology annotation, molecular function: phosphatase regulator activity; enzyme inhibitor activity; protein binding. Lineage: Eukaryota; Metazoa; Chordata; Actinopteri; Salmoniformes; Salmonidae. Gene Ontology annotation, cellular component: cytoplasm. The record is from RefSeq and is a predicted model, not a curated record. The coding region runs from base 608 to 2299 and encodes 563 amino acids.